Molecule: messenger RNA, 987 nt
Organism: Tilletiopsis washingtonensis
Lineage: Eukaryota; Fungi; Basidiomycota; Exobasidiomycetes; Entylomatales
Product: Mg-dependent DNase
Exons: 4
Coding region: 1-987 (328 amino acids)
Cellular component (GO): cytosol
Molecular function (GO): 3'-5'-DNA exonuclease activity
Source: RefSeq, a predicted model, not a curated record
AUGCCGGGCAUGAUCGAUGUAGCCAUCAACCUGCUCGACCCCAUGUACCAGGGCGUGUACAAUGGGAAACACGCUCAUCCUCCCGAUCUUUCCUCCAUCCUCUCCCGCGCACGCGCCUCGCACGUCGUCGCUCAGCUCAUCACUGGCGGCAGCCUGUCCGAAUCGCGUGCCGCGCUCGAGUUGGCUGCGCAGCAUGACGAUCUGUACGCUACUGUUGGUGUACACCCUACAAGGGCCGGCGAGUUCAAGGAGCAUGCGCAGGGAAAACAGGGGUUGGUGAGAGAGCUGGAAGAGGUGCUUGAAAAGGGAGAGGGAAAGGUCAGGGCGAUUGGUGAAUGCGGACUCGACUAUGAUCGUCUUCAUUUCGCCCCUUCCGCUCUGCAGCGCUCCGCUUUCUCCCUCCAACUAACCCUUCAAAGCAAGUACCCGCUUCCUCUCUUUCUGCACUCGCGCGCCGCGCAUGCCGACUUCGUCGAAGUGCUGCGUCCCCACUUGGAGACACUGCAACAAGCGGGCUCUCCUCUCGCUGCACCCAGCGAGGGCAGAGAGGAGGGGAGAGGCGCGAGAUGGGGCGUGGUGCACUCCUUCACCGGCACGAUGGUAGAGGCCAAGGAGCUGCUGGACAUGGGCCUCUACAUCGGCGUCAACGGCUGUUCGUUGAAGACGCAGGAGAAUCUGGACGUCGUUGCCGCCAUUCCACUCGAGAGGUUGCUCAUCGAGACGGAUGCGCCGUGGUGUGAACCGCGUCCCUCGCACACUUCAGCCUCCAUCCUUGCCGCAUACAAAGCCGCACACCCACACUCGCCCUUCUUCCCAGCGCAAGUCAAGAAGGAAAAGUGGAGCGCCGAGCGCGCUGUAAAGGGCAGACAUGAGCCGGCUGCAUUGGGACAGAUUGCUGUUGUGGUGGCGCACUUGAAGUCGGUGCCAGUGGAGGAGGUCGCGAGGAGGACGACGGAGAAUGCGAAGUGGCUGUUUGGGCUUAUAUGA